AUGGGGAAACCAAAGAAUCAACCUCGUAUCAAAGGAAAUGUACAACCAGCUAGCAGCAGCCGUGCGGCUGAAAUUAUUGCAACGGGUGGAUCUCAAGUUCCCGCAGGAAAUUUGGGAGGUUUUGCCCAAUUCUUGGGUGGAGCACCCUUUUCGGCGUCAAAAUCCCUUUCAACUGAAGCCACAGUUGAUAAGAUGACCGAUGUCAACUUGGAUCCAACUUUAGUGCUUAUUUUUAAAAGAUUGUCCAAACGUGAUACCACUACAAAAAUGAAGGCUCUAGAGGAACUUGAAGCAUAUUUAAGAGGAAAGGAGGAAAAUGAAAUUGAUUUGGUCAAUAUAACAGGUGUAUGGUCCAAGUUUUUUGUCAAAUUAGCAAUUGAAGUGGAUCGUAGAAUACGCUAUACAACAUACACUUGCCAUUUGUUAAUAGUAUCUAAGGUUAAAAAACGGCUUGCAUCUAGUCUUAAAGAAAUAAUUGGUGUGUGGAUAAUAUCAUUAUUUGAUCAAUACAAGGACGUUGCCCGAAUGGCGAUGGAAUCUUUUCAAACAGCAUUUCCUGCCGGAAAGCGAGUUGAAGUUCUAAUCUUCUGUCAGAUGGAAAUUUUAUCUUAUAUUUCGGACACGAUAAUCCACAAAACGCCAGAGACAUUAAGUGAUCCUAGGUUUACAUCAAAAGAAGAUAUGAUUUCGAAAUAUGAUAGAGUUGUUGCUUGUUCAUAUUACUCUCUUGCGCACUUGAUAGACCAGCUAAAUGAAGACUCAUUGUUAAAAGCUGCACAACAGUAUGAUGAUUUAUUUGAUAAUCCAAAGACUUGGACAAAUUUAACUAGCAGCAAUCCUCUUGUCCGUAAAUCAUGUUACAAUUUGAUAAAGGUUUUGACUAAUAAAUGGCCAAAAAAGAUUGAAGAUCGUUUAGAUGAUUUUAGCACGAUGUAUUUAAUGAAGAUAUUUAAUGACAAAGAUAUUACCGUUUAUGGCGAUUUAUGGGACUCUCUAUUAGUAUUCACUAAUAGUUUUCCUGAGUCCUGGUUACUUGCCAGUAAAACAAAGCCAAUGCUCAAUAAAUUCUAUAAUUUCCUUCGAUCAGCAUGCUACGGAUCGGUUUCUGUCUCUUACCCGAAUAUUUUGGUAUUAGUUAGUCAUUUUCCUCACGAGUCUGAAAAUGAAAAGCAAACACGAGCCUAUUUACUUGAAUGUAAAUUUUUUGAGUUACUCAAGUUAUAUUUUACGGAUUACAAGUCUUGUGAAAAGUUCCAAGUUCAACAAAUGUGCUCAAUUCUUGCAAACAAUAUGAAUCAAUUAACUAUAAACUUGGAAGGGACAGAUGUGUCGGAUAUAUUGCCACAUAAAUUGCAAAGUCUUAUUGUCAAUGUGAUAAACGAUGAUACUAUUUUAAAUUCUGAAUCCAAGUUAGAAGAUAAUUUCAAAGAAUUUUGUCAAAGACUGGCUGAUUUCUUUGUUGCUUUAUCAUCAAUGGUUAAAACUGAGAGUAGACAAGAAAAUUCCAAUGAUGCGGUUACAAACAUGGUUUCUCUGUUAGCCGAAGAUGUUUUUUGUGUUUCGUUAUCAAAAUGCAAAGAAAAUAAUGAAGCUCAAUGCAAUUGGAAUAGGCUUGUACAAUCCUUUCUUGAAAUAGAACCGUUGGAGUCAAAACUGGAUGGACUCUAUAUUUUGGUCUCUAAAGUUGUUGAUAUAAAAACCUCCAUCUCUUUUUUAGUUGAACAAUUAAAUGAAUAUUUGAUUGCUCUUAGCAAUCAGUCGUUGUAUCAACAUUUUGGAUCCACUACAAGAACAAAAAUCGAAAAUCUACUAUGUAUUGUGUUCUUAUUUAAAGGUUCGUUAUUAAUGUCUGAAACCAAGUUAAAAAUUCUGAAUGACUUGGCGAAAGCAAUCAUUAGUUGUUCGAAUGGUUACUAUAUAGUUGAAGAUUCGAUCAUAUCCAAUGAAGUUGCGUUAUCGGUUUUGCAUAUAUUUGCAAAACUAUUUAAAGAUGGAGAAUUCAUCGAAUUUUUUCUAUGUUCAGAUUUGCUGCUAGUUUCAGGACAAAUCUUUGAGUUAACCUUUGUAAAUCCCCAUGAAGGUUUUAACACAGAGGUCAUAAAUAAUAUUCAGCAAUUGGCCCAGGAGUGUUGGGAUCGAAUUGUAAUAUCAUCACGAUCUCAUCCUCGAGAGGCUAUCUUAAUAAACAACGUAUCACGACAAAUAAAAUCAUCAUUGCUAAAUGCUCAUUAUUCUGCAAGUCCUACAGAUUUUGCAUUACGUGUAAAGAAGCUAUGUUCAUUUUAUGAAAAUGAUUGUUUAAAAUCGCAGGAAAUCAUCAAAUUAUUUCAUAUAGACAAUGAGAUAUGGCGCGAACUCAGUGAACCUUUUCUUUCUUCGAUUGACCCAUCUCUAAGUAUCGUUGAUCCAAUGAUACUACCGUUUAAUAUUGGUCAACGAAAUGGUCAGCAAAAUGAUGGCCAAACAACUAUCGUUGCUUAUGAUUCAUAUGGGUUGAGUGUUUAUGGACGCUUAGGCCUCUUUUUGAUCGAACUUAUUCAUAAAAUUGGUGUAGAUUCUUUUUUUUUUGGGAGUCAUAAGAAAAUAGAUAAACAGGAUGAUAUAUCAUAUUCACAUUGUAAUCGAAUUCUUUUGGAAUUGUUGCUUGUAUAUGUGUUGUGUACGGACAUUCGUCGUUCCCGUAAAAGUGAUCACCAUUUGUGGGACGCCUUUAAUGUAGAGGAGAGUGAUUAUCGCGGAUUCAAAGCAUUUUUGGUGGAUGUUCGUUUGAUCGUCAAAAACUACACUUUACAAAUGUUACAAAAUGAACAAUUAGAUGUUAAAUUCAUUUUAAACAACCUAUACUCAACUGUGAUUUCCCACAAUGUUCAACAUAAUGGUAUAUCGGGUUUGCUUUGUGAGGCAGUAAAAAGAUCACAUAGCGAGAAUUCUGUGUAUUGGGCGAGAGUUUUACAUAUUUUGUACUCCGAAGUAAUUUCUGCAGCAAGUAUUUCCUUCAAGCAAGCUGAAGAAUUUUUAGAUGUGAUAAAAUUGGAGCAUAUGAAUUUGAUAACAAAAAUGGCAUUUAUUUUAUCGUUGAAAAGUUUUCUUGAUGCUUCCACAAAAUAUAAAGAUUUCCAAAAUGACUUGGCUGUAAAACUGAUCAGCUUGGAUCCAGUGGAAAUAUUUCGCACAGAAAGUUUAGAGAACAAUGAUGGGUUGAUGUGUCUUUGUUUGUUAAUAACUUCAACUUCAAAAGAAGAUGAAAUUUUUUUAUCUCCAGAUAGAAGUAUUAAUUUAUUGAUUAGAAUUCAGGAAUGGAGCAAUAUUGUGGAUCCAAAUAUCUGGUCUAUACCCACGUUUUCCUCAAUACAUAUUUUGAUUGCCAAACUUUUGUGCCCUCUUGUAACGACUAUACAAGAAUUUAGUGGAAAUCAUUGGAAUUUCAUUUUUGAACUUCUUCAAUAUUGGUUACAAGAAACUUCACGAUUAGAACUUUUAUAUGAAGCAAUUCACAUAUUCCGUCAACUAAAUAGUAUAGCUGCGUACUCUACUAAUAAAAGUGAUAUCUACACUGACAACUCUGCAGAAGACACCAACAAUAGUUUGACUUCCAAGCUGAUUACCUAUAAAACGUUACUUUAUCAACAAAUAUCUUUAUUAUUGUUCCAAGAAAAAGCUCAUCGGGACGAGGUUUUUUCAUAUCAAUACUGUACAUAUUUGGAAAUUUUAUGCGAAGUAUGUCAUGAUUUGCCAAAAGAAAUUCUUGCGAAUAAGAAAGAUGAGCUUUAUGCCCUGUUACUUAUUCCUCAUGAGGGAAUCCAAAAAUGUGCAUACAAGCUCGCACAUAUCUUGGUUAACGAACAAGUCUUGUCUGAAUGGUUUGAAUUUCUCGGAACUUCAGACGAAUCGAUUCCCGUACAGUUUGAUCAGGGUUUGAAGUCCGUGCUCAUUGAAAUGCAUCAAAAUGAUAAUUUAAACUUAAUGCAUACAGUAAAUCCUAAUUCUUUUACAUCAAAUUUCAAGUCACAGCUUAUCUUAUGCAUUAAAGAGAUGGAUAUUAGCUCAAAAUUCUUCUACCAAAUAUUUGAGACACUUGGCCAUAUGGGACAAACAACGCCUUACAAUUUGUCAAAAUGGGAUGUUAGAGAAUUCUAUAUUGAAGCUUUUGAACUUCAAUUUAGUGCUGUAUUUGGUUUUCCUUUGCUUUGUGCACAUUUAUACUAUCGAUCUCUUAGACAAAUUCCUUCAAUUGUUAGAACGUGGUGGUCAGACUGUAAAAAACGUCAAUUGAGUAUCAGUGUCGAUAGCUACACGGAGAAAUAUUUUAGUCCAAUAAUAAUCCAAGGCCAACUUGAUAUGCUUCAAAGUGAAGAUGUCAAGUCACAACUAGAAGACGAAAAAUUUACUAUCAGAAUUGCUCGUAGCUCUAACGAAGUAAUUGCCGCUUUUAAUGUUGAUGAAUAUAUAAUGGAACUUAGUGUUCGAAUGCCAAAUAAUUUCCCGUUGCGCCAAGCAGAGUUUAGCACACUUGAAAGGAUGGGUACAACGGAAGUUAAAGAUCUAAAAUGGGCAAAAUUACCAGUUCAGACCAUAGUUAAUUCCCAGAACAGCAAUUUGGACGUAGCAUUGAAUUUAUUCAAGAAUAAUAUCAAUCUUCGAUUCCGCGGAGUCGAAGAUUGUACUAUUUGCUACUCUGUAGUGAGUCUUGAUGAUCGGUCAUUACCCACCAAAAAGUGUAAUACAUGUAAAAACCGAUUUCAUGCGUCAUGUCUUUAUAAA
Cetraspora pellucida is the source of this 4761-nucleotide messenger RNA. The record is from the annotation of a GenBank genome assembly. Lineage: Eukaryota; Fungi; Glomeromycota; Glomeromycetes; Diversisporales; Gigasporaceae.